UUUCCCAGUGCCUAUUGUUUGCCUUAACCACAGACAGCUUUAGAUAGUUUGCUUCUUAGUUCUUUUAGGGGAAACUGCUGCUAAGGGCAGUGCAACCAGGUAUCUAGUAUUUCCUUAAACUUCUUAGUAAAAGAAAUAGCUUCUUGAAGAUAUUUAACAAUGUUAAAAUGCUGCCUUCUUUUGUUCAUUUUUGGACUAACGCUUCUUGGAAAGUGUGUGCUUACAGCAGGUGCACUUUCCCGUCAGAUGUCAAGCGUUUCUGCAUUUGAAAUCAUCAUCCCUCAGCAUUUGAUGGGUAGGGAGAAACGUAAUACACAUUUCCCUGAGGAACAUUCAGAUGACAAUCUUUCUUAUUCAGUUCAAACUGAAAAUGGAACAUACAUCCUAGAACUAAAGAAAAAUAAAAAGCUUGUUAGCGAAGACUUUGUGUUAAAUACGUAUAGCAAAAACGGGCAGUUGGAGGCUACCCACUCAAAAAUCAAGACACACUGUUAUUAUCGUGGUGUUGUUGAAGGAGUUGCUGAGUCUAUGCUAGCCCUUAGCACAUGUGAUGGCCUUAGGGGAAUCCUCUAUGUUGGUGACAAAUGGUAUGGAAUAGAGCCACUUGAUGGAUCAGCUACAUUUGAACAUAUGUUUUAUCAGUUAGAACAUGCUCAGCAAACCUCUUUCCUGUGUGGUGUGCCCAAUGACAACCUGCACCAUGAAAUACAUGUGAAGAAUUUUCUCCUGCAUUCAGAAAUUUCACAUGCAAAUUUUAGUAGUGAAAAGCUUCUUAGGAAAAAGCGAUCUGCAUUGCCACAGAAAAACUAUGUGGAACUCUUUGUCGUUGUGGAUAACAACAGAUACUUGCAGAAGUUGUCCAGUGCUACAGCUGUGCAAAAGGAAGUAGUUGAGCUGAUUAAUUAUAUUGACGGGAUGUACAGUGCACUAAACAUCCAAAUUGUCUUGGUUGGGAUAGAAAUCUGGUCAGACAAAAAUCGCAUAGCAGUAAUGGAGGGUUCAGCUGGAGAUGUGCUGCAAAGAUUUGUUUCUUGGAGAGAGAAAGAUCUCCUUAAACGAUCGAGAAAUGAUGCUAGCCAUCUCAUAAUAGGGAGAGAUUCCUUUGGUGGAGCUGUUGGAAUGGCUUUUGUAGGUGCAAUCUGUUCUCAGGUCCAUGGAGGCUCAAUCAGCACUUUGAAUCAUGACAAAGUGUUAGGUCAUGCGACGGUAGUUGCUCAUGAACUUGGGCAUAACCUGGGUAUGAAGCAUGAUGAUGGAAGAUGCCCCCAAUCGUUCAUUAUGUUCAGUACAGCUAAUGGAUCCCAAAAUUUCAGCACCUGUAGUGCCAAGGAUUUUGAGAAUCUGAUUCUGAAUGGUGGAGGAAACUGCCUUAAAAAUCCUCCAAAACCAAAUGACAUAUACACAGAACCUAACUGCGGCAAUGAAAUAUUGGAUAAGAAUGAAGAAUGUGAUUGUGGCAAACCAGAGGAGUGUACUAAUCCUUGCUGUGAAGCUGCAACCUGCACACUUAAGUCUGGAUCACAGUGUGCUGAUGGGCUGUGCUGUGAAAAUUGCAGGUUUAAGGUAGCAGGAGUAGAAUGCAGACCAAAAAUGGAUUUCUGUGAUCUUCCUGAACACUGCAAUGGAACAUACCCAUAUUGUCCAGAUGAUGUCUAUACCAUGAAUGGAUACCCAUGUAACAACAUGAAAGAAUACUGCUAUUAUGGGGUUUGCCAGGAUUUUGAUUCACAGUGUAAAUCUUUAUAUGGAAAAGGGGCAAGAAAAGCACCUGAUGAUUGUUUUAAAAUAGCCAAUAUUAAGGGAGACCGAUUUGGAAACUGUGGAAUGUCAGGAGGACGGUAUAGAAAAUGCCCAGAUGAACACAGUUUGUGUGGCAAACUUCACUGUACAUCUGACAGUUUACAAAAUCUUCCUGCUUGGACUCUUUUCAACAACUUGACUGGUGUGGUAUGUCUGACUACUGACUUUGAUCUAGGGUCAGAUUUCCCUGAUCCAGCUCAAGUUCAUGCAGGAACUGCAUGUGGAGAAGGGAAGGCCUGCAUAAACUUUGAAUGUGUUAAUGCAAGCCAGCUGGGUUACAGCUGUGAUGUAAAGCAGAAGUGCAAUGAUCGUGGUGUGUGCAACAACCAUGGCAACUGUCACUGCAACUAUGGAUGGGCUCCCCCUUUCUGUGACAGAUCAGGUUAUGGUGGCAGUAUUGACAGUGGUCCAACUCAUAUAGAUACAUCACUUCGAGAUGGCCUGCUUGUGUUUUUCCUAUUUGUAGUUCCAGUUUUGAUUGGUAUUGUCAUAGCAUUCAUCAAGCGAGAUGCAAUUAAAAGGAAGUUUUGCAGGAAAAGCAGAAGACAACCCAGGGCUAACAAUACACAGCAAGCAAGACAAAGUAAUGGACCAAACCAGAAUGCCACAAGAAAUGAUUGGCCUGCAACAUCAAAUUCUGGGAUGUUCACAAUAUCACAUUUUCCUAAUCCAAGGCAGCAAAUACCAAGUCAGUUCCCUGCAGUACCUCCAAGACCUCCAAGACCACCAGUCCCACCUAGACCAGUUGUCUGAAAAGCCUUCUGUGUGGUCCUCACAAAUUCAUCCAGGUGUCUUGAACAACAUGAAAAAAUGUGUCAAAGGGAAAUUAAUGAAAUCUUGCUAUUUUUCUUAUCCCUGUUUCCUAUAUGAAGGUCUCAAUCCUGCAAUCCUUACAGUUAAAUCUCGCAUUGAAACACUAUCCUGUUUCAUUAGAAAAGGACUGGUUCUGGGAUGCAGGGCAUGUAACAUGCAACUACUAUUCACUGUAAUGAAGGAGUUGUGUGCACUCAGGUCCUUCCAGGUAUUUUUUAUCAGAAGACACAAGGGCCAGCACUUCUUAGGUUGUAUAAAACUACAAUACAAAUAACAGUGUCUUCCAAAACCUAACUUCUUGAAAGCACAGCACAGAAUUUGCAGGUCAGAGAGUGGGAAAUUUAUGGUCAGUAUUAGCCACCUGGAGUAUCAUCCUGAUCUUAAACUACUCUUCGAUUCCUGAUAUAAUUUAGGCAGCAGAGACUUCACUGCCUCCAAGCAGCAGUACUAUCUGGAAUCUUUGCAGUGCCAGUGCUGUGUGUGUUAUGGCCAAACCCCCAUUCUAUGCUGAGUUUUCCAAAAUGAUUCUUGGAAGGUGGCCUCAGAGCUCUUUCCCCCAGGACCCAUUAUAGGCUGAAUCCUCCCAACAUCCAGCUCAAGGGCCUUUAGGAUGCUCCACCCUCUCUCCACUGUGUAGGGGGACCAGAGCAGAGGUAAGGACCUCAUCCCUUUCCUUUCUUAUUAGCAACACUACUGUUAAAUUCAGCUGUUCUAAGCAAAAAAGAUCCUGAUGAAGGGAAUAAGAUGAAGGACUACUGCUCUUUAAACAAACUGCUAUAAAAUGAGCUAAGCUAAGAGGCCUUAGCAUUUCUUUUUUAUUUAUUUUUUUCAUAUAUUUGUGUUCAGUAGAUACCAGGAAAAAUCUGUAACUCUAUACUAAAUAUUUGCUGGCAAUUACAGAGAAUUUUUUUUCCUAUAAAGUCCUUUGUCCUCUGAAAGGGGCAGAUAAAUUUGCAAUCCUUUAUCUGACAAUCAGCAAAGGGCACUGACUUAAAAUAACUGAGAUUACCUUGGCAAAAUGACAGCUAAUGGAAUGGAAGCUGUGGAGAAUCUACUAUGUAUAAUGAAAGUGAAAACACAGUGGAGAAAAGAGAAUAUGUUACAACAGAAACCUUCUCUUGUAUUUAAAUAUGCAAUGGCUCUAUGGAUGGUGGAUGAUCUUCAUGUGUGAAAUUUGGAAACAUGAACUAGCAUUACAAUUUACUGUAUUCUAAUUUAGACCAAUCUCCUAAGGGAAGUCCUUUAUAUCAGCGGUUCUCAACCAGGGGUCCAGGAACUGCAAGCAGUUUUCAGAGGGUCCACUCAGCCUGGCCCUGCAUGGGGAAGAGCCUCCUUAACUCCCCAAGGCUGAGGCGAGCCCUGAGGAAGGAACGGGCCCCGCAGCCUCCAUCUUGUGGGUGGUGCUGUGGGCAGGCAGGCAAAUGAGGCUCCGCACUGCUGCUGCCCAGGUGAGUAGGGCCCCAGGGCUUCCCACCACUAAGACCCACCUGCUGCACCCGGGACUGUGCAGGUGGGGCUGGGGAGCAGGACAGUUGUUGUGUCACAGGUGGGCUGUGGAGUUUUUAUAGCAUGCUGGGGGGCGCCUCAGGAAGAAGAAAGUUGAGAACCCCUGCCCAGUGUUAUCUUUUUACAACUGAACUGAGCAGAUCAACAGAAAAUCUGUUGCAGGGAAAAAUUCUGCACUGACAAGGGGCUGGAAUGGAUGAGCAAACAUGUCUCUCUCCCACCCUAAUUUCUCAGGAUCUAGGGAAGCUGUGCAUUAUUAUAAAUGUUUGUUUAUUUCAGUUUUUAAUAAUAUAAAGUAAUAUUAUGCUGCCAAGAUCUUAGCACCAAUUAUGUCUGCAGGAUCGUGUUGUGAAAUAGGAAAUAUAAAAUUGACUGAAGACAGUUCUAUACCUUUGUAAUAUACAC
This is a messenger RNA of Alligator sinensis (Chinese alligator), 4524 nucleotides long. Its product is annotated as disintegrin and metalloproteinase domain-containing protein 9-like. The transcript has 22 exons. Gene Ontology annotation, biological process: proteolysis. Gene Ontology annotation, molecular function: metalloendopeptidase activity. Gene Ontology annotation, cellular component: plasma membrane. The record is from RefSeq and is a predicted model, not a curated record. The coding region runs from base 160 to 2553 and encodes 797 amino acids. NCBI's taxonomy places the organism in Eukaryota, Metazoa, Chordata, Crocodylia, Alligatoridae.